Messenger RNA from Coccinella septempunctata (seven-spotted ladybird), 2396 nucleotides. RefSeq lists its product as uncharacterized. NCBI's taxonomy places the organism in Eukaryota, Metazoa, Arthropoda, Insecta, Coleoptera, Coccinellidae. The record is from RefSeq and is a predicted model, not a curated record. The transcript is spliced from 8 exons. Bases 156 to 2168 code for a protein of 670 amino acids.
UGUCAUGGCAUGUCAAAGCAAUUAAUUAUUUACAAGUCAGUUUCUUGUAUUUUCUACCUCGAGUAAUAUUAUUCUUUUCAGGAUAUAAUUCAUUGAUUUGAAUUUAUUACAUCUUUUUUGAAUAGUGGACAUACCUUAUUGGUAAUUCAUUCGUUAUGAAUGACAAAUUUAAUGAUGGUAUCAUCAGGAGACUGCCAGCUGAAAUUGGAAGACGCUUGAUGGAUAUCAAUUUAGAAAAAGCUAUGGUAUACUUAGACGAAGGUGUCGAAGCACUUCCAGAAGAACGAUACUGUUUACUCGGUAGAGCUACCGCUAGAACACGAGCUUUAGAUAUUUUCGGUGCAGCAGAAGAUAUUGAAGUCCUCCUAAAGCUUUAUCCCUGUGAUUUAACUGCUCAUGCGCUGAAUAAUGACAUUGAGUAUUUGAACUUGAACUUCGAAAAGGCGCUCAUCUUGAACGGUAAAUACCUCAAACAGAGAAAGUUUCCCCCGCACUUCUUCCUGGGAUACAUGAAGUGCAUGGACGCCAUCAUGAAUUCAUUGACGAGAGAACGAGCUGGCCACCCUCUGCGAGAUCACUACAAAAUAAUUCGUAAGAAGGCAUGGACGGAGGAAUUGAAUCGUCCAUUGCAAAUUCGAAGAGAUAAUAAAAAAUCGCGAGUAACGGAUAGCAAAGAAUCAAGCAGAAUGCAAGUGAAUACUGUAGAAUCGAGGGAGAUCGCAGAUAUUUCAUCUGAAACCGUUGGGGAUGGGUCAUUGCGAGGAUUUAUGAAAAUUGAUCCUAGGAGAGAUGCAUCCCUCGCAGACUCGUUAGGGAACAAAAACCCAUCCUCACUGAUUCCUAAAUUGAUAGGAUUUCCAUAUGAACCACUGCAGAAAAGAACUACGAAUCUGGCGAAUUAUAUGUCUGAAAAAUAUCUGGGACAACUUUUUGAGGAUAAACGCUUCCUGGAGAAAAUUCCAAACAGAAAAGGAUUUAUUGCUCCUAAUAUAAAAGCCGAAGAUAAACUCAAGAAAUUGGUGAAAAAUGUCAACGUUUAUCUCAACAAAGCACAGGGUCUGAUGAGGAGCACGAGACCAUUUUACCACAUAAAAUAUCAAGAAAGGAAAUCGAUUUCGGAGACAAAAACUGGUAAUGAGAAUCUGUAUCAAAGACAGAAUGAAGAAGCUGAAAAAUAUUUUGAGAAAAUACUUGAUCGUCUGAAUACCUGCUUCGAUGCCAAUGAUCUAAAGGGGAUGAUAGUGCUGAUUUCUAAUAUGACAGAUUAUUAUCACAGAAGGUUUCCUAAAUACGUAAUCAGGAGCCAGUAUAGCCAUAUUGCAGAAGCAAUGAAUUUCUUAAGAGAUGGUUACUUCCAUAUUGGACUUUUCUCCGAAAAUAUGACUCUCGGAGAAAAAAUAACGAGAGCCCAAGUGAGGCUAGGUAUGGUUAUGGAAACGAGUCCUUCCAAUGAUUCAUUCUUUAAUAAUCUUCGACAGUAUAACUCGAUAAAUUGGGCACCCAAUAUUAAAUUGGUAGAGGAGCAACUGAAAAAAUCCAUGUUUCCUGAAGAAAUUAUCUACUUCAACUUUCAAUUGGCCAAGCUAUAUCUAGAUAACGGAAAGCUGGAAUUAGUGAAGCGUCACGCAAAGAAAAGUUUGUUUGUCGCAAGAGAGCUCAAAGAUAAGAAAUGGGUAGUGAAUAUCAAUUUUCUUCUUAUUCAGGCCUACAUAAAGCAGAACAACAAAAUGGAUUCUAUAAAACUACUGGAGAGAAAUUUAUUAUUGGCAAAGAUUAUGAGUUACGAGAAAUUGAUUUAUUUUCUUAAUUUCGCUAUUCAGCUAGUAAAUGAAACCGAUUUCUAUGUUCUAUCAAGUCCGAUUUACUUAAUGAGGAAAAGAAAAAAGCAAAUUUUGAAAUUGUUGCAUGACGACGAAAGAACUAAAAGAAGAGUGGAGAUGAUGUUCAAAAAAAUGAGCUAUUCUCCGGUAGAGAGAACACUACCGAUUAUACCAGGGGUAAAAUUGACAUUACCUGUAACGAAGAGGAAACAAGAAGAGAGGAAUCAAACUUUAACUCGACGUUAUAUAACAAGUAAAGCAUCUAAAAUGUCCAAAGUAUCGUACAAGAGGCGAGGAGUAGAAUGUUAUGAUUUAGUGAAAGACUAUAUCGAUUUGGAAGAAUCUUAAAACUUUGAGUAACUUCCGGUGAAAACCGAUACGUCGUAGUUCCAGCUAUGUCAAUACUCUACUGAUGGAUGAACGUGAAUUCAGAAUAUGGAAUAUUUUUAAGUCCACAAUACCUAAUUAAUUUUUUAGUUUUAUUCGAAUUGUUAAGUUUCUAUCAUCAAAUAUGUAAUAAUGUAUUUCUACUACGUUUAUAUAUAUAUUAAGUAAUAUAAUUUAUUUUUCUACUGA